ACUUUAUUGUCUCUGACAUCUUGUGAUCACAAGACCUCUCGAUUUUUAGUUUUCUGUCAAGGCAAAAAUUGGGCGAAAAAAGGCCGUCCCUAUCGGGAAUAACGGGUAAAAAGGUCCAAUUAGUUCGCUAAAUAUCUCAAAAUGAGAUACUUUUUAACUUACCUCUUUGUGCUCCUCGUGUCAGUCGCAUUCAUUAUAUUCACUGGAUUUUAUUUGUUCUCCGGAAAGGGUGAGCUUAUCAGCAUAGGAUGGUUCCUCGAGAAUACUUCUCCUUACAUGUGGGGAGCACUGGGAAUCUCCCUAGCCGUGGCCUUGUCCGUAGUGGGCGCUGCGAUGGGAAUUCACACGACCGGGACAAGCAUAGUGGGCGGAGGUGUCAAAGCUCCCAGGAUCAAGACCAAGAACUUAAUUUCCGUUAUUUUCUGUGAAGCUGUUGCCAUUUAUGGAUUGAUCACUGCUAUUGUACUAUCAGGAAUGUUGGAGAGAUAUGAUGAGGACACAACUGAUGCCAAGAUCAAAGCAACCAACUUUAUGGCUGGUUACAUUUUGUUUGGAUCUGGUCUAGCUGUUGGCCUCGUGAACUUGUUCUGUGGCAUUGCUGUGGGAAUUGUGGGCUCAGGAGCCGCCUUAGCAGAUGCAGCCAACGCAGCCCUUUUUGUUAAAAUUCUUAUCAUAGAAAUCUUCGGAUCAGCUAUUGGUUUGUUUGGACUGAUUGUUGGAAUAUACAUGACAUCCAAAGUCAAAAUGGGCAGCCAGUAACUUAAAGAACAUACUUCGAAUUUAAGUUGUACCCAUGCACUGGACUGCUGCAGCCGAUCCUUCAUCAUAACUAAAAAUCUCCAGUGCUUGAAAUUAAAUAUUCAAAAAAUAAAGAAACACAGGAAUGAUAUCAAACACCUUCAGAGACAACUCCUGUAUGUCACAUAUAUUGAUGUGUGCUAUUUACAUUGUUAAUUAAAUUCAAUAUAUUGUAAAAAAUCUGAUCUUAGCACUUUAAACUAUUUGUAAACAAAUUAUACCAUUCAUAAUAUUAUAUAGUUGUAAUUGAUGUUGUUAGACAUUUAUCUUAUUUACUGCAUUUUGUGCUAAGGUUGCAGAUUUUGAAGGCUUUUGUUGAUUGUAUGGAGUGUUUUUUGACAUAAUUUACUUACCUAUAGACUUUGUGUUGUGUUACUUCAUUUUGCAGGUCCUCAUUUAGAACAAUUUAGAUACACAUUGUAUAGAAUCUGACUCAUAAAUUAAAUAAAUAAGCGAGCAUAAUUAGAUGCAAUGAUGUUAUCUAAUUGUUACGUUGAAGGCUUAAAACAUUCCAUGAGACCUAAUCAGUUUUUAUGAAGCUUUGAUUGGUUUGUCAAGUCAAUAGCCCGAGUUAUACAUAAUAUUGUACAUAAAUUAUUAUACUUUUGGCGUAGAGUAAGAUAUUUUCAAUAACAGACACGUUUGUAUUGUACUUGUAGUUAAAAAAUCAUGUUACAUAUUACUACUGCAUGUUGAAAGUUUCCUUAAAAUAUUGUACUUUAUACCUCAGAUAAAUCAAAAAUCAAUAUUUAUUUUUCUUAUUGGAUACAAAGUUGGAAAGAAAUUGUCAGAAAUUGUUACUUCCAAUUGUAAAUAUUAGUUUUGCUUCCCUGUUUACUAAUGUAUUGUACUUGUAAAGUCAUAUCCGUAGUGUAUCAAAGUUACCUACUAUGGAUUUUUGAUCAAUCAUGCUUGUCUAUGGUGCCCAAAGUUCUUUCUGGCACAACACUCUCCAUCCAGUGGCGAGGAACAAAACAUGGAUAAAAGUAUUAUUAUAUCAGUCUUAAGUAUCAGUCUACUGAUGUAAUUCUAAGUUAAAAUAAAUGAUACUUUAUUUGUGCAAAUGUAGAUAUUAUGUAUGUUGAUGAAUAAAUAGAUAAAAGUUU
Messenger RNA from Amyelois transitella, 1904 nucleotides. RefSeq names its product V-type proton ATPase 21 kDa proteolipid subunit c'' (gene VhaPPA1-1). The coding region runs from base 142 to 759 and encodes 205 amino acids. The transcript is spliced from 2 exons. Gene Ontology annotation, biological process: proton transmembrane transport. Gene Ontology annotation, molecular function: proton-transporting ATPase activity, rotational mechanism. Gene Ontology annotation, cellular component: proton-transporting V-type ATPase, V0 domain. The record is from RefSeq and is a predicted model, not a curated record. Lineage: Eukaryota; Metazoa; Arthropoda; Insecta; Lepidoptera; Pyralidae.